UAUACUACACAAAAGUCCAGGGAACCAGAAACCACCAUGCCUGCAGGCCCCUCUAACAAACAACAAAUCUCUUCCUCUUCUUCUUCUCCUUCUUCUUCUUCUUCUUCCCCUACCCUAAGCUCCAUGAAGCUCAAAACCCUUCUCCAGACCUUCAUCUUCUCCCAUCUUUACCGCAUUGCACGCGCCGUCGCUAAAGCCAAGUCCAUUCUCUUGCACCUCCUCAAGGACAUCCAUGUCGUCCACUUACUCCACCUCCCAUUGAUGAUGAAAAAGAGCCACAAAAACAAGAACACUAAGCUUUUUCUUGGCUCCUUUAGGCUUCAUUACAACUGGUGCUCCUCCCACGUCGCGCCGGCGCCUAUGCCGGAAGUGAUCGCCGGCGCCGGCGCCGGUGCCGGAGCCGGAGGCCGGGUCUACUACGAUCCCACGUGGAAUUCUUUCCUGUCUGCCGCGUUUGAUCGUGAGGACCCCAAGGAGCUCUCCGGCUACCUCCACUGGCUCGAAGAGAAGGGCCGCGGCGGCGAGGAGAACAACGGCGGCCGCGGCGGCGCCGGCGGGGACGACAUUGAUCGGCUGGCGGAUAUGUUCAUUGCUAACUCUCAUGAGAGGUUCCGGUUGGAGAAAGUUGAGUCGUAUAGGAGAUUUCAAGAAAUGUUGGCUAGAAGUGUAUGAGCUAGCUAACUUAGCUUGCUUAGCUUCAAUAACCUCUCUCUCUCUCUCCUCUCUCUCUUCUAAAUUUUACUCUUUUUUUUUUUGGUUUUUUUUUUCUUUUAAUGAUUACUUACAUAAUGAAAAAUGGGGGUAUGGAGAAUUGUGCAUGCAAUGGUUAAAUCUUGAACGGAUGGGGUUGUGGGAAUUGUGCAAUUCUCCUCUUUUGUUCAUAUAGUUUGAGAUGUGAAAUCAAGUUUAAUUAUUCAAAUUUCAAAGCACUUUAAAUCAUUUUUCUUU
Molecule: messenger RNA, 948 nt
Organism: Ipomoea triloba (trilobed morning glory)
Lineage: Eukaryota; Viridiplantae; Streptophyta; Magnoliopsida; Solanales; Convolvulaceae
Exons: 1
Coding region: 37-672 (211 amino acids)
Source: RefSeq, a predicted model, not a curated record